AUGCACUGGAAGUAUGCGAAGCUGAAUCGUGAGGAGUUAAAGGAGCCACACCGCUGUCUUGAAGAGGGGAAGGGAAAUGGGGAUGCGAUGGUCCUGAGUGAGUGCUUGCUUGUGGAUCAGGUGGAUGGCCCUUGGGGAAAGAAUGCAGUGAGUGCAGGGAACCCCUCGAUGACACUACUCAUGUGGGUGCGGGGACUGCGACACACGAUGCCAAUUUUCUCGAGUGUGGGAGGGAGCACGGCGGUGCCGGUGCUGGGCAGUCUCCGCGAGAAAAGUGAGUACAUGACACGGCAGUUGUUGUAUUGA
Trypanosoma rangeli is the source of this 306-nucleotide messenger RNA. RefSeq lists its product as uncharacterized. NCBI's taxonomy places the organism in Eukaryota, Euglenozoa, Kinetoplastea, Trypanosomatida, Trypanosomatidae. Bases 1 to 306 code for a protein of 101 amino acids. The transcript has a single exon. The record is from RefSeq and is a predicted model, not a curated record.